This is a messenger RNA of Caenorhabditis briggsae, 156 nucleotides long. The transcript has a single exon. The coding region runs from base 1 to 156 and encodes 51 amino acids. Lineage: Eukaryota; Metazoa; Nematoda; Chromadorea; Rhabditida; Rhabditidae. The record is from RefSeq and is a predicted model, not a curated record.
AUGGAUCGGGUCCUUUAUGCGCAUCAUCGCCCAGGACCUGUGCCUGUAGAAGAAAAGAAGGCACAGAGCAUCAAGAAGUUCAAAAUGCAGGAAGAUUGGUUGUCGCCCGGAUUUGAGCAAACUACUGUCCCAACUGUCCACACUGUCCAAUUUUAA